Messenger RNA from Eutrema salsugineum, 1094 nucleotides. Its product is annotated as dolichol-phosphate mannosyltransferase subunit 1. Lineage: Eukaryota; Viridiplantae; Streptophyta; Magnoliopsida; Brassicales; Brassicaceae. Bases 124 to 864 code for a protein of 246 amino acids. The record is from RefSeq and is a predicted model, not a curated record. Gene Ontology annotation, molecular function: dolichyl-phosphate beta-D-mannosyltransferase activity. The transcript is spliced from 8 exons. Gene Ontology annotation, cellular component: endoplasmic reticulum membrane. Gene Ontology annotation, biological process: protein O-linked glycosylation via mannose; GPI anchor biosynthetic process.
ACAGACGACGGCCGAUUUCACAGAGCGGAUCGGCUGGUUAAAACGAAGGAAGCCCCAUUGCAAAACUCGCCGGGAGAUUACUCAAAUUUCUUAGCGUUUUGAUCGGAGAAUUCUCCGGCUGCUAUGGCGGAAGAGAAGGAGACGAAAGGAGGGAAAAAGUACAAGUAUAGCAUAAUCGUUCCUACAUACAACGAGCGCCUCAAUAUCGCUCUUAUAGUCUACCUCAUCUUCAAGCAUCUCCGGGAUGUUGAUUUUGAGAUAAUAGUUGUGGAUGAUGGGAGCCCUGAUGGCACACAAGAAAUUGUCAAGCAACUGCAGCAAUUGUAUGGUGAAGACCGCAUACUUUUAAGAGCUAGAGCCAAAAAGCUUGGCUUAGGAACUGCAUAUAUCCAUGGUUUGAAGCAUGCUACGGGUGAUUUCGUUGUAAUCAUGGAUGCUGAUCUUUCACAUCAUCCGAAGUAUUUGCCAAGUUUCAUCAAGAAACAGUUAGAGACAAAUGCAAGUAUAGUAACCGGUACACGGUAUGUAAAAGGUGGUGGUGUACACGGGUGGAAUCUUAUGCGGAAACUCACAAGCAGGGGAGCAAAUGUACUAGCUCAAACACUUUUAUGGCCUGGUGUUUCUGAUUUAACUGGAUCAUUCCGGCUAUACAAGAAAUCAGUGCUUGAAGAUGUGAUUAGCUCAUGUGUGAGUAAAGGCUAUGUCUUUCAGAUGGAGAUGAUCGUUCGUGCUACCAGAAAAGGAUACCAUAUUGAAGAGGUACCGAUCACUUUUGUGGAUAGAGUAUUUGGAACGUCGAAGCUGGGAGGAUCUGAAAUAGUGGAAUAUCUAAAAGGCCUCGUCUAUCUUCUGCUCACGACUUAAGAGAUAGACACCAACAUGAGUCUCAUCAUACUCUUCUAUAGAAACUUCACUUUAGCUUUGACUUUGAGAGAGUUGCAUCUUCCAAAGACUGAAAGUUCACUUUAUAGACGAUGUUCGUUUUCAAUGCCGAGUUGAGAUAUUUUACACUUGAUAACAAAAAAAAACAAGAACAGGUUUUAUUUUAUGUUUUAGACUGUUCGUAAUAAGUAAAUCUAAUCGAGGAGGGCUUA